Molecule: messenger RNA, 2320 nt
Organism: Phlebotomus argentipes
Lineage: Eukaryota; Metazoa; Arthropoda; Insecta; Diptera; Psychodidae
Gene: APC4
Product: anaphase-promoting complex subunit 4
Exons: 3
Coding region: 95-2314 (739 amino acids)
Biological process (GO): anaphase-promoting complex-dependent catabolic process; protein K11-linked ubiquitination; positive regulation of mitotic metaphase/anaphase transition
Cellular component (GO): nuclear periphery; anaphase-promoting complex
Molecular function (GO): protein binding
Source: RefSeq, a predicted model, not a curated record
CUAAUUAGUAGAGAAGUUGUGUGUUUUUCAAGCGGCAUUUGUCUUGUGUUUUCCCUAUUUUCUUGUGCGUUUUCCGCCGCAAAACCCACUCACAAUGUCGUAUUCAACGUCCAUAAAGCAAAUUUUCUCAAAAAAUGUGCGAUACAAGAUUGAUUUGAUGGAGUGGAACAAUAAAAUGGACCUCAUUGCACUAAGUCAAAACAAUGAAGUCCUGAUUCAUCGUCUCAAUUGGCAGAACAUCUGGACGCAUCCAUCUCCUGGGGAUUCAUCAAAGGUCAAAGGGAUUUGCUGGUGUCCGGAUGAAAAAAUCAUUGCCAUAGGUUACAGUUCUGGAAAAGUAAUUCUCCUUGAUGUGGAGAGUAAGGAGGAAAUCUUCAGUUUUCAACUGGACGGCGACAUAGUUUCCAUGUGCUGGACUCAACAGCACAUCAAACCCACGUCCGGGAGUGAUCCAGAUAUCACCGUGGAGCCAGAUGAUGACGGAGUUUUCCUUCCGCGAUUGCCCAGCUUGAACAAUGUCAGUCCCACAUCCAAGAAGAGGGAAUAUGUGAGCCGAGCAGAGGCGAAAACAUCCCUAAACUUCCUGAUUGUGGGUCUCCGGACAGGAUUUGUUCAUCUCUCGGUCUUUGGAAUGCUGCCUUGUGGCACAGUGUGUCUGGGGAAGCACAUAAAGGGUGAGUUUAGGGUGAUUGACGCUCGUGUGAGCUCGGAUUUUGGCUUCCUGCACGUCACUGUGGCCACUCACGAGGCUCUGCACGAGAUGAUCUUCGAGAACAGCGCACUGCCACAGCUUCUAGACUCGCUAUUGCGAGUGGCAACGAAGCACGGCCAGAUAUUGACAACCAUGUCGUACAUUGAGGACGUCAUGAUGGGGAUUAGAGAGGCCUGGGAGACAGUUCUACUGGAAAUGGACAACAAACUCACCGGCUACUCGAAUCUCUGCCCCAAAGGCUCAGUUUCGGCGGAUUUCCUCGAAUUGCUGGUCCUGGGAACGCCCACACCCACGUUGGAGACCUUCUUGAGGCGGGAAUUGCCGGAAAAGGGGCUUAAGAGAUUAGGAAAUUCCAUCGAGAUGAGCUACUCUACCAUCCAGAAGCUCCUGGUGCAGCCUCUGGACACCGCCAUUAUGGCGAUUUGCUACCAUCUGAACAGCGUGCGAGGCAUGAGUCGCGACAAGUACCACUUCGACGGGCUGCUGACGGAGGACGUGGUCACUGAGGCGUGCCACAAGGCCGGACAGUUUAUGAUGAAGGCCUUUGAGCUGCAGCAGACAAUCGAUCAGUCCACGAGGGACUACAAGAUCUUCUUCCGGUGGCUGUACGUCGUCAUUAUUCAGCUGAUGAACGAAAGAGUGCCAGAAGAUGUGGCUUCGAUAACUCAGCAAGAGAUAAACUACUUGGCAGAGUUCCUCAGCAAUCUGGACGACGAUGAGGACGGCGAGAGCAUCACUAGUGAGCGGAAGUUCAAUCUAGAGCGUGUUGGGCAGUAUCUGGAGGACAGGGACUUGAUAGUGCUGCCCAAGAAGGGUUCCCUUUCGCAAUGGGAAGCAUUCUUGGAUGAGAAUCCAACACUGAAAGACAGUGAGACGAUUUACAAGCACGACCGACAGGCGUCCCUUGUCCAGGUGCACAACAGACUCCGUCAGGCGGUGGAGAAUGUCUUCAGACAGCCGGAGAGCAUUAUUGGGCAGAACUACAAGCUGAGGAAUGUGAUUCAGUUGGCUGAGAACAUGGACAAUCCCGUGCAUUGCACGCAUAUCAGUCUCUCCGACGGCUCUGGGGAUCUCUUCGCCUUCCUGGUGUCUGAGAAUCUGCUGAUCUUCCUGGAGGCCGACAAGAAUCACAUGAUCAAGUGUCUUCGGCUGGAGUUCCAGACCAAGCCCUACUUCGACACGAAGUACGGCCAGUUUGGCGACUUGUCCUUCCGGCAUCUGCAGUUCUACAGCGAGAACAUCUUGUCGCUGCUGCUGAACAAUCGCACGGACGCGGAGUGCGGAGGAUGCUUCGUGCAGAUGCCGGUGGUGAUUCUGCGGCAGAAGGCCACUUUGGUGGACGUGGCGGAGUUCAUUGAUGUCUCAGCGGCGGGGAAUGUUAUGAAUCUCUACACACUCCUAGACGUGAACUACGUGAAGGUGAUUGAGGGCAGUGAUUGGCACACGAUCGCUGUGUCCGGGAACAGAAAAGUCACGUCAAUUUUAUCUGAGAAUGGGAAGAAGAUCAAGAUCUAUGAGACAGAGGCUGCAGAUGAGGAUGAGGAUGAAAUGGAUUUGUCCCAGAGCACAAAUAUGGACAAUAGCAAGGAAUCCAAUCAGUAAAUAUAU